ACACGACUCAAAGGAAGUUUCAGUGAAGGUAGUAGAGGAGGGAGGGGAGCCAGGACUGACUGUACUUCCUGUCUGCUGUUUUCAGCUUCACUCACAGACUCAAUGGCUUCCAGAUCAGAGGAGGAUCUCUGCUGUCCGGUCUGUCAGGAGGUCUUCAGAGAUCCUGUUCUUCUGCCAUGUAGCCACAGCUUCUGUAAAGACUGUCUGAAGAGAUGGUGGGAAAAGAGAACAACACAUGAGUGUCCAGUUUGUAACAGAAGAUCUUCAAAGGAAGAACCACCUUUAAACCGAGCUUUAAAGAACCUGUGUGAGUCAUUCUUACAGGAGAGAGAUCAGAGAGCUUCAGAGGCUCUCUGCAGUCUGCACUCUGAGAAACUCAAACUCUUCUGUCUGGACCAUCAGCAGCCAGUGUGUGUCGUCUGCAGAGACUCAGAAAAACACACCAAUCACAGAUUCAGACCCAUCGAUGAAGCUGCACAACAACACAAGAAGGAACUUCAGGAAACUCUGGAGCCCUUAAAGAAGAAGUUAAAGGUUUGUGAAGAAGUUCAAGGGAAGUUUGAUCAAACAGCAGAACACAUUAAGGUCCAGGCCCGACACACAGAGAGGCAGAUUAAGGAGCAGUUUAAGAAGCUUCACCAGUUUCUAGCAGAGGAAGAGGAGGCCAGGCUGGCUGCACUGAGGGAGGAAGAGGAGCAGAAGAGUGGGAUGAUGAAGGAGAAGAUGGAGGCUCUGAGCAGAGAGAUAGCAGCUCUUUCAGACACAGUCAGAGCCACAGAGGAGGAGCUGAGAGCUGAAGACGUCUCAUUCCUGCACAACUACAAGGCUGCAGUGGAAAGAGUCCAGCGCUGCCCCCUGCUGGAUGAUCCACAGCUGCCCUCAGGAGCUCUGAUAGACCAGGCCAAACACCUGGGCAACCUGACCUUCAACAUCUGGAACAACAUGAAGGACAUGGUCUCCUACACUCCUCUCAUUCUGGACCCAAACACUGCUCAUCCAAACCUCAUCCUGUCUGAAGAUCUGACCAAUGUAAGAGAAAGAGAGAAGCAGCAACUUCCUGAUAAUCCAGAGAGGUUUGAUCGUUACAGCUCUGUCCUGGGCUCUGAGGGCUUUAACUCAGGGACUCACAGCUGGGAUGUCGAAGUUGGAGACAGUACGGAGUGGGACCUGGGUGUGUUAGCAGAAUCUGUGCAGAGGAAGGGAGACAAACUGUUUGGAUUAUGGAUAAUAUGGUUUCAUGUAGGUAAAUACUACACACUCUCACCAUCAGCUAGAUCCACUGCUCUCUCAGUACGGAAGAAGUUCCAGAGGAUCAGAGUGAAGCUGGACUGGAACAGAGGAAAGCUGUCGUUCUCUGAUCCUGAUACUAACACACGCAUACACACAUUCACACACACUUUCACUCACAGGAUGUUUCCAUAUAUUGGCACUGUGAAUAGUAAAGUGAAGGUGUUGCCAUUGAAGGUGUCAGUGUCAGUGGAGCAGAUGAGUUGA
Molecule: messenger RNA, 1494 nt
Organism: Pelmatolapia mariae (spotted tilapia)
Lineage: Eukaryota; Metazoa; Chordata; Actinopteri; Cichliformes; Cichlidae
Product: nuclear factor 7, ovary-like
Exons: 1
Coding region: 103-1494 (463 amino acids)
Biological process (GO): protein ubiquitination
Cellular component (GO): cytoplasm
Molecular function (GO): protein binding; ubiquitin protein ligase activity; zinc ion binding
Source: RefSeq, a predicted model, not a curated record